GGCGCGCUCGCGUGUGGCUGCGCCCUGCGGCCCGGCGGGUCGACCACAGCAAGCAGGACUACCUGCCGGCGCUUCUGCGCCUGGAGAGGGCUGGGCUCAUGCAGCCGGGCUGCGUCGUCUUCGCCGACAACGUGGGCGUCUUCCGACUGGAGGCCUACAUGCGCUACGUGCGCGAGUGCGGGCUCUACAGCAGCCGCUACGUCAGCGCCUCCGUCGAGUACGCGCCGCUGCUGCCCUACGUGCCGCUGGGCCCGGACGGCGAGCCCCAGUCGCGGGUGGUGCCGGACGGCGUGGAGAUCUCUGUCUACUCGCCGCCAGCGAAAAAGUCGGCGAGGGACCUCUGCAUCCUGGAGUCGGCUGGGGGUC
Prorocentrum cordatum is the source of this 366-nucleotide messenger RNA. The record is from the annotation of a GenBank genome assembly. Lineage: Eukaryota; Dinophyceae; Prorocentrales; Prorocentraceae.